AAGUAUUCCUGGCAACAUUGCAGUAUGUUUUUUGCCAAAUUCGCCAGACCCGUCCAAGAGGGUUCUACAGAGAGGUCUCAACUAUUUCACGCAAGGAUAUGUACACGGAAUUAAGAUUUUGGACGGAGCAGGAUGCAAUGUCAGAGUUACAGCGAAACGUUGCCGAUCGAUGCAAAAAGGUUUGACGCCUCACAAACUUCAUAUUGAAAUCCAACAGGAUAAAAUAGUGGAAUCUUACUGCACAUGUGAAGCAGGAUGAGUACGUUUUACUUGGAAAGAUCACGAGUAAUGUCAUUGUAGUCUUUAUAAGUGACUGGGUGUAUUCAUUUGACUUGGCUCGUAAUGGAACCCAGUACUCUAUCUUAAAAAUCCGAUGCGAUACAAAUAGGCAACGAGGCAUUUCUCUUGCAUGACAUCCCGCAUUUAGUAUCACUAACCCGACUCUUUGGCAUGAAACAUUACACAUUUCAUUCAGCAGGUCAGUGAUACACUAACAAAGUGAAAGUUGCUCUCCUGCAAUGGAUAAAGCACUGACAAUCAUGAAAUCAAACUUGGAGAAGAUACUUCUCCCUUACCUUCGAACAUACAGCCUUGUGUUGAGUUGUACGUGUGCUCUUCCGCGAGCCUUAAGGCAUUGUAGACACUUGGUCAACUGUUUUUUAGGCUUUGGGAAAUGAAUCAACUCGACCCAUUGUAACCUAGCAGGAUAUCUUUCAUCAGAAUCCCACGUUCCCCAAGCGCAUCUGAGGACCAUUUUGUUCGGAACGUCAACUAUUCCAAGCGCUCGCGGCCGAUAACCAGCAUAGCUUGUGGAACAUGAUUGACAAGAGAGGCAGGUCAAGCCAGGGGUUAAGACAAUGCAGCUAUCUGAUUGGCUAUUAUUGUACGAGUGAUUGACAGGUCUGAAAGGUCCAUUCCUACCUGAAAUGAAACGAUCGCGACACAGGUGUGUGUAUUUCAUUGGGCACCAGCCAUCACGUUUAAUUGCGGAAAUCCAUCGGCAUUUUCUGGUCUUUUCAGCUGGUAUUUCAUAGAAUGAUCUAUUUGAAGAACUGUCUCCUCUAUUGUGACGACCAACAGCACAACAGGUCUCGGGCAUUGUGAAAAAUCUGCUCCGGUUCAGUGACACCCGCAGUGCCAAGCAGCUUUGUUUGACCCGCAAUAUGGUGUCAUAAACAGUGACGUCACGCACACGAUCUCUAUCGCAUGAAAGAUGCAGAACUUUUUAUUUUUAAUUUGUUUACCAGCAAAGUCCAAAUUUCAAUGUAGAAGUUUUCUUGAAUGUGUUUCCCUUGUGAUGUUCACCGUAUAAGUUCCACAUGGUCUUUUUGCAUUGACUCAUAGUAAAGGUUUACUGUCUGUGUAGGCAAAGUCUACCUGGUUUUUGAGUACGAACAAUCUGUGCGGGCCUUGCUCCAUACCUGCUAUCAGGACCCGUUUCACCCAGACUUUAGUCGGGAGUACUACUUCAAAUUGUGCAGUGGCCGAAUGCAUGGCAAAGAUGUACAGGUUAUUCCCUGGGUCAUUUCGGACAACAGCUAUGUGUGCUGCUCUGCUCAUCAUUUGGAGGCCAGCAAGACUGUUUUUGUGGGCGCACUGCACAGGAUGCUCAACGCCAAAGCGCUGGCCAGGAUUAUGAAUGACCUGUUUGGAGGAGUCGUACAUGUGGCCAUUUACACAGACAAACACAAAUAUCCCAUCGGCUCUGGACGCGUGACUUUUAGCAAUCAGCAAAGUUACCUGAAAGCGGUGUGCGCAGCCUUUGUGGAGAUCAAAAGCCCCACGUUUACAAAGAAGGUCCAGAUUGACCCUUACCUCGAAGACUCCAUGUGUCAAGUUUGCCUUUGCCAAGAUGGUCCUUUCUUCUGCAGAGACCAGGCGUGCUUAAAAUACUACUGUCGCUCGUGCUGGCACGGGGACCAUUCCAUGGAUGUCCUGGGCAACCACCAGCCCCUCAUGCGCAAGAAAUAGAACAGGGACUCCGGCUCGGAGGCCUCCAGCAAACGUCCUCUCGGGGAUCAGCUGCAGAGCAGAGGAGAGCACGUCUCAGACGGCCGUCGGCGUGAGGGGCAGGGUACUCCACCGGGCACUGGGGUUAGAUCACUAGGAAAUGUUCGCUUUUUGCACUUGCUCUGUUUUUGCUGUUCACAGUUGGCACGUUUACAUGUUGCAUGGUGACGAGCAGUCAUGCAAGUGUCAUUGCCAUUCAUUGGCAAAUGCCAUACAGUGCCUUUAAAUUUGUAGUUUUUCCCUCCCUGCCCUUCCCCCAGUUGAUGUUUUUCCAGUGCAAGCUAACUGGUGUUUCUUACUUCGGGAGUUGAAUGUUGGGCUUCAUUUAACCAAUUGCAUUUUAGACUUUUACAGUUUUUUUUAACUAAUUUGUACACACAGCGGUUUCAAGUCAUGACAUGAAAAAUUUGAACAGAAUUCUACCUGGAGGCAGUUUUGGAGAAAACCUUUUUAUUUCCUGAUCUCUUUUCCUGAUCCUUGUCCCCUUUUUUUCUGACCACUUUUAAUUUGUCCUGCCAGAUUUCACACUUUGUAAACCUUGUUUGCCCCCCUGUUGCGAUUGGACAUAGUUGCAUAAUUUCUGUGCCGAGGACUGUUGUUCCUUGUUCUCCAGUUCUUUUGCCCAGCUGCUUUUUACAGUUUGCAAAGUCUACCUCAUUGUGAUCUACAAAGUUUGCUCCCUACGGUUGUGGAGUUCUUUCAGAAUGGGCACAAUAAAGUUGUUUAAGC
This is a messenger RNA of Syngnathoides biaculeatus (alligator pipefish), 2739 nucleotides long. RefSeq names its product cytoplasmic polyadenylation element-binding protein 1-like. The coding region runs from base 1489 to 1971 and encodes 160 amino acids. The record is from RefSeq and is a predicted model, not a curated record. Gene Ontology annotation, molecular function: ribosome binding; mRNA 3'-UTR binding; translation factor activity, RNA binding. Gene Ontology annotation, biological process: negative regulation of cytoplasmic translation. NCBI's taxonomy places the organism in Eukaryota, Metazoa, Chordata, Actinopteri, Syngnathiformes, Syngnathidae. The transcript has 5 exons. Gene Ontology annotation, cellular component: neuron projection; synapse; cytoplasm.